Tachyglossus aculeatus (Australian echidna) is the source of this 2799-nucleotide messenger RNA. It is a transcript of the gene AIFM3, whose product is annotated as apoptosis inducing factor mitochondria associated 3. The transcript has 23 exons. The record is from RefSeq and is a predicted model, not a curated record. Gene Ontology annotation, molecular function: 2 iron, 2 sulfur cluster binding; oxidoreductase activity, acting on NAD(P)H; flavin adenine dinucleotide binding. Gene Ontology annotation, biological process: execution phase of apoptosis. The coding region runs from base 386 to 2368 and encodes 660 amino acids. Gene Ontology annotation, cellular component: cytoplasm; mitochondrion. NCBI's taxonomy places the organism in Eukaryota, Metazoa, Chordata, Mammalia, Monotremata, Tachyglossidae.
ACUUGGACUUCCCGAGCGCUUAGUACAGUGCUCCGCACACAGCCUUCCCUGAUUCGUUCCCUCUGAAGCCGGCAAACCUACAUAAACCCCGGGCUUUCGAACGUCCAUUCCGAGAUAUUUUCGACCGACCAGCUCCUUCUGGGCAGCGAGUGCACUUUGACCCCUCAACGCUGCCUCGGCCCUGCUCCCGCCUCAACAUCUCCUGGGCCCCGAGCUCCCCACAGGGCCAGGACGGACGCCCCUUCGGGGAGACUGGGCAUCGUUUUGAGCACCGACGGGAGGGUAUCCUCGGUCGGAAGAGAACGCGCCCACUUGCCAUGGCCAACGGUGCCCCCGGCCUUCCGCGGACCUGCCCGCCCGCCCGGUGACGGUGCCCGGAUCCUGAAUGCCACCCGUCGUCCGAGCUGUCGCCGCUCCCGCCGCCUCCUCCUCUCCAUCCUCCUCCUGCUCCCCGUCUUCGUCGGCCCGGGGUCCCUUCCUGCCGGCCCCGCCGCACACCAUGGGGGGCUGUUUCUCCAAGCCCAAACCAGGUGACCGCCUCGCCCUGCUCUGCCCACGCUGGAAAUUCGAGAGCAAACUAGUGGAGGUGAAGAUCGAAGUGGUGCUUCCAGAGAAGGAGCGAACCAAGGAAGACCCGUCGCCCAACGGCACCGCCAGCCCGCUGGCGUACAAAGUGAACGGGGCAGCCCGCCAGUACCACCCGGAGGAGCGGCCCGGGGGUCUCCACCCCUAUCCGGGACCCCAGGAUGUGGUCGAGGCGGCCGUCUGUCACGUCAAGGACCUGGAGAAUGGGCAGAUGCGUGAAGUGGAACUGGGCUGCGGGAAGGCCCUGCUGAUCAAGGACGGCGGCGAGUUCCACGCGCUGGGCCACAAGUGCCCGCACUACGGAGCUCCGCUUGUGAAAGGGGUGCUGUCCCGCGGCCGGGUGCGGUGCCCAUGGCACGGGGCCUGCUUCAACAUCGCCACCGGAGACAUCGAGGACUUCCCCGGCCUGGACGGGCUCCCCAAGUUCCAGGUGAAAAUCGAGAAGGAGAAAGUGUACAUUCAAGCCAGCAAGCAGGCUCUGCAGACCCAGAGGAGGAGCAAGGUCAUGGCCAAAUGCAUCUCCCUCAGCAACUACCACAUGGGCAGCACCAAUGUUCUCAUCAUCGGGGCAGGGGUGGCCGGCCUGGUGUGCGCCGAGACGCUGAGACAGGAGGGCUUCUCCGACCGCAUCGUCAUGUGCACCAUGGACAGACACCUGCCCUACGACAGACCCAAGCUCAGCAAGUCCCUGGAUUCCCAGGCAGAGCAGAUCGCCUUGCGCCCCAAAGAAUUCUUCCGGACGUACAACAUCGAGGUGCUCACGGAGACUCAGGUUGUGUCCGUGGAAGUCAAGAACAAGAAAGUCGUGCUGAAGGAUGGCUUCAAGAUGGAGUACAACAAGCUGUUGAUCGCGACCGGAAACACCCCAAAGUCCCUGAGCUGCAAAGGGAAGGAAGUGGAGAACGUUUUCACCAUCCAGACCCCUGAAGACGCCAACCGCGUCGUGAAACUGGCCAGUGGCCGGAAUGCCGUCGUCGUGGGGGCUUCCUUCCUGGGGAUGGAGGUGGCGGCCUACCUGACGGAAAAGGCCCAUUCCGUGUCCGUGGUGGAGCUGGAGGAGUUGCCGUUCAAGAAGUUCCUUGGGGAGAAAGUUGGCCGAGGCCUCAUGAAGAUGUUCGAAAGCCGUCGGGUGAAGUUCUACAUGCAGACGGAGGUGUCCGAGCUGAGGGCCCAGGGGGGCCAGCUCAAGGAGGUGGUACUGAAAAGCAGCAAGGUCCUGCGGGCUGAUGUCUGCGUGGUGGGCAUAGGAGCCGUCCCUGCCACGGGGUUCCUGAAGCAGAGUGGCAUCGCCAUGGACUCCAGGGGCUUCAUCCCCGUCAACAAGAUGAUGCAGACGAACAUCCCCGGGGUGUUCGCGGCUGGAGACGUGGUCACCUUCCCGCUGGCCCUGAGGAACAACAAGAAAGUCAACAUCCCUCACUGGCAGAUGGCCCAUAUGCACGGGCGCGUGGCCGCUCAGAACAUGCUCGCUCAGGAAGCGGAGAUCAGCACAGUGCCCUGCCUCUGGACUGCCAUGUUUGGGAAGAGCAUCCGCUACGCAGGCCACGGAGAGGGUUUCGACGAUGUCGUCAUCCAGGGAGAUCUGGACGAAUUCAAGUUUGUGGCAUUUUACACCAAGAGCGAUGAGGUCAUAUCCGUGGCCAGCAUGAACUACGACCCCAUCGUGUCCAAAGUGGCCGAGGUCAUGGCCUCGGGGAGAGCCAUCAGGAAGCGCGACGUGGAACUGUUCGUUCGUCACGGCAAAACCGGAGACAUGUCGUGGUUAACGGGCAAAGGGUACUGACCCCGGCUCGGGGCCGGGGGCCGGAGCUGGCCGUGCUGCGGAGCGUGCUGCGGACAGUGCUGCUCUCCCCGACCCAGCGCCGGGGAGCCCACCGCCCACCGACAGAUUCGUCGCUCCGAAAGCCGCCGUCGUCCACCUGUCACGUAUACACACGUGCAAGGACACGUACGCAGUCCCACACGUGUCCCCCCCAUGCAGGCAUACACAUAAACACGCACACUCACGCACAAACACAUCUGCACACUUGCACAUGUGCUCUCCCACACAUUCAUACAAACAUACACACACCUGCACACUUAUCCACUCAAGCGCAAAUAUAUAUACACACAUUCACACGUAUACUCUCACACACGCCCUAAUGCGUGCACAUAUAUGUUUGGUUUUGUUCUCUGUCUCCCCGUUUUUAGACUGUGAGCCCACUGUUGGGUAGG